CUCUCUCUCACACACACAGUUCCCCCCUUCAGUAUCCCUCAAUUUUCUAUCUACACAUCCCUUAAGCUCUUUUCUCUCGCUCUCUCGCCCUGUCUCUACAUGUGUGUGAGUAUAUCUUUCGAGGAAAGGCGGCCGGAUGCCUCGUUAUCUGCAAGAAACAAUAAAAUAUCACAAAACGUUUGGCGUCUAAUGUCUGAGUUACAGCCGUGCGGGUAACACUACCUUGAUUGUCUCAUGCUUUUUCAACUAAAAUCAUUGUCAAUUCGUAAGCUACUGAACAGUGGUGUAGAAAUUUCUAUAAUGUUUUUGGUGUGACGUGACACGGAAAUGGUAUCUAACAACAGUAGACAUUUUUAGACAGCUAGAAGGCGCGUGCAAGCUGAAAAUGGUAGAUUUUUCCAGUGACUGCAACACAUGGGAUAGAGAAAACGAGAGCAGUGCAAACAGGAUGGUGGACAAUGAUCAAGCCACGCAGGAGGAGCACCCGACCCUCCACUCUCUGUGCCAGCGGCAGACGACCCAGUGCUAUGCCAGGGCGCUGUGGCUCUUGGAUGACCCUCGGACGUCACUGGAUGCGCUGGACAAGAACGGCAGGACGCCGCUGCACGUCGCUGUCAUCAACAAGAACGCGAGGAUGGUGGAGCUGCUCCUCGAAAGGGGCGCCGACAAGGAGGUUCCCGACAGAACGUAUCAUUACACGCCUUUAUUUGAGGCGGUUAUCAAGCAAUCAGUCUCGUGUUUGAAUUUACUGCUUGAUGCCGGCGCCAGCGUGAACGCCCGAGACGCCCGCGACAAUUCGGUGCUGCACACGGCGGUGCGCCAGGGCAGCCCCAUGGUCGGCCUGCUGGUGGACAGAGGCGCGUCCGUCGUCUACCACGAUUCCAAGUACGGCCGCACGCCCAUCCAUAUCGCCGCCGAGUUGGGCGCGACGGAUAUCUUGGAGACACUCCUGCAGAAAUGUUCGAAGAGCGCAGACAUUAAGGACAGGAAGGGCAUGACGCCCCUCCACUUCGCCGCCGAGCGAGGCCACUGGAACUGCUGCCAAGUCUUGCUGAGAAACGGGGCCAACCCCUUAGCCAAGAACAGGAGCAACGAGACCGCCCUCCACAUCGCCGUCAGAAACUGCUAUUUUUCCACCAUCCAGAUCCUCCUGGAGCACGAGCACGACCUCAACAACAAGGACAACAACGGAUUCACGCCGCUAAUACGCAUCACGACUUGCAAGAAAUUCGACGCCGAGAGGGUCCUGCAGCUCCUGUUGAGGAGGCGGCCGGACUUGAACGCGACGUGCCCCAACGGAGACACGGCGCUGCACCACGCCGUCAAAGGCGGCAGCCAGGAGAAGUGCCGCAUCCUGGUGGAGGCGGGCGUGGACUGCAACGUGCAGAACAAGCACGGCAUGACGCCCCUCCACGUCGCCGCGAAGAAGAAGCUCCCGGAGUGCUGCGCCGCCAUCCUGCGGCUCCCCUACGACGAGAUCUUCCUGAACUCGACCAGCCUGGACCUCGACGGGCGGGAGAGCCUCAGGGGCGGCGCCGACAGCGAGAGGAGCCGGACCAGCCUCGACGUGAGCACGGAGAGCGUUCGGGACAUGGAGCGCGCCACGAAGACUAAAGUCGACGUCAACAUCAAGGACAACAACGACAUGGCGCCCCUGCACUAUGCCCUGGAGAAGCAGUCGGUGGAAUGCUGCCUCCUGCUCAUCAAGGCUCGCGCCAACAUCUCCCUGAUAAGCAGCGGCAUGAACAGGCCCCUGCACCUAGCGGCAGCGGCUGGGAUGGACCGAGCGUGCAGCCGCCUCCUGGCCAGAGGAGCGUCCGCGAAUGAGGAGAACGACAUGAAGGAGACGCCGCUGCACCUGGCCGCGAAGGCCGGGUCCUUGACCUGCUGCCGCUUGAUCUACAGGAGCGGCGCCAACUGCAAUGCCCUGGACAAGAAUGGCAUGACGGCCCUGCAUCACGCGGCCAAAAUAGGCGCCGAGGACUGCUGCCGCUUUUUCCUUGUGAAGAGGGUGAACAUCCUGCGCGACUCCACCGGAAGGACGCCGCUGCACAUCGCCGCAGCUGAAGGACACUUCAGCUGCUGUGAGCUGCUGCUCACCGCCGAAACCAGCUGGCAACUGGACGUCAUGGACUGCCACGGCUACACGCCCCUUUUCCGCGCCUUCGAGAACAAGUGGGACGACGUGUUCGUUUUCCUCCUGGUGAAGUUUCAGCAUCGAACCCCCAGGGACCAGCAUCGGUCGAGGAAGGACUCGCUGAGAAUCCUCAAGGCCUCGGGAUCAGGCAACCUGAGUCACAGGCUCAGCGUGGCCGAGGAAAGCGUCAGCCAGAAAAACAUGAGCUUCGUCCUCAGUCGCUGCAUUCAGGAAAGACGCAGCAAGGCCGUCGAGGGGAUCGUCAGGAGCGAAUUCUGGGGGGACGCCCUCGCACCCUCCGCCGCCCAGCAAAGCAACCUCCGGCUCCUUAUCAUUCACUAUCCUGAGCUUGCCAAGGUCGUGCUGGACAACUGCGUGCUGAGUCGACCGUCGUGCAAGGUGUUCCUCUUCUACUUCUUGGACGACACGUUCACCGUCCCGAAGAUCGGUGCGUCAACGUUUCCUGUUAACCCGAGAGCCCCGACGCCUAGGAAAAUAAGCACCACCUCCUUCCACUUCUACUCGACGCUCCUCUCGCGGGCGUGGGCAGCGACAAGAGCGAGCUUCAGGGCACGCACCAGGAACGUUCUGGACAAGGCGUGGCAGAGGAACUUGGGCUGCCCGAACGACCCUCCUGGUGCCCCUUUACUCCAGAGGGAUGGUUGGCGGACAGUGCCACCCUCAAGUACGACACGGAGGACGCCUGGAGGAACGAACACCCGCUCAGCCUCAUGGCCAAGUCCGUGCAUGCACAAACGACUAGAUCUCCUGAAACACCCUCUGUGCCAGCGCUUCGUCUCCUACAAGUGGGACAGGUACAUCUGGCGUGUCUUCUAUGCGCUGUUUCUCAUGCCGUUCCUGUUUGUCGUGGCACUGUCUCUCUACGGCACUAUGGCCUAUGACUGGGACUGCGUCUUGCAAGAAUUCAACAUCACCCGAGACCAGCUGUGCAACAUAGAAGAGGAGCAAGGCAAGUGCAACAUCGCGAGGGAAUACACCUUUCGAAACACGUUUGCGGGCGACGAGUGCUUGGUCAAUGGAGACGCGGGGAGAUACGGGCCUAAUAAAGUUCUUGCGAGUCUGAGGGACAACCAAGUCAACCUGAAACUUCUCGAAAAGAUCGUCUGGCUGCUGCUGGUUCUCAAAGUUUGUCUUGAGGCCCAGAAACUCCAUCACCUACGAAGGACAAACCUAGAAAAAUGUUUACAAAUGGCGUGCUACCUGACCUCUGCAGUCUUCUUGUACAACAGGACGGAGUGCUCUCAGGUCACGGGAGUGAAGGAGGACUUGCAGUGGAGUUUUGGUUCGCUGUCCGUGCUCCUGGCGUGGUUCGACCUGAUCUUCAUGCUGGGCACGAUCCCCACCUUCGGCGUCUUCGUCUUCAUGAUCAACGACUUCCUGCGGUUCAUGCUCAAGCUGUUUGUGAUCGUGUUCAUGCAGGUGAUCGCCUUCUCCUUCGCCUUCCACAUGCUCCUGCGCGGGAGGGCCUCCUUCAGGAACCUGCCUUGCGCCAUCAUGAAGAUCGUGACGAUGAUGCUGGGCGAUCUUGGCUACGACGACCUGUUCAACAACACGGAGAGCCCCCUGCCGUACCCGACGGUGAGCAACAUCGUCCUCGUCUACUUCCUCUUCCUCAUGGUCAUCGGCAUGAUCAACAUCCUGACGAACUUCCCGCAAGAGGUUCUGGACAAGGCCAAGAAGCAGACGGAGCUCAUGAAGCUGUCGAGGCCGCUCAACGCCGUCCUGGAGAUGGACUCCAAGUUCCCUCUGCUGCGGAGGAGGUACACCGUCGGCUGGGUGGUGGACGGCCUGCCGAAGGAGGACGAGGUGGACGGCAAACAAGGGAAGGAAGGCGAGGAGGGCAGCGAAAGCGACGAGGACGCCCCCGAACAUCCUCGCUGCUGCCCCUGCAGGAAGGAGCCCUCCGAGAACCUCCUCCUCAAGAUCCUGAACGAGGUCAGCGCCCUCAGCGAGACCCUCGAGGAGAGGAGGUACUUCUCGACUCACCGCCGCUCGUACAGCAACAGGGGAAGCAGGAGCUGAGGACCGCGGCCGCAGCUGCCCAGUCGAGGUGCCUGAGCAGAGCAGAGCACCCGGACGCUAGUGGAGCCAUUCACCGUCGUAGGCUGUUGUUUGUAACCAUGUCCCUGCAUAUAUUACUUGUGUCAAUAAAACCGCUGUGU
Messenger RNA from Penaeus chinensis, 4320 nucleotides. RefSeq lists its product as uncharacterized. Gene Ontology annotation, molecular function: protein binding. The coding region runs from base 386 to 4180 and encodes 1264 amino acids. The transcript has 14 exons. Lineage: Eukaryota; Metazoa; Arthropoda; Malacostraca; Decapoda; Penaeidae. The record is from RefSeq and is a predicted model, not a curated record.